Dipodomys spectabilis (banner-tailed kangaroo rat) is the source of this 906-nucleotide messenger RNA. It is a transcript of the gene Tas2r16, whose product is annotated as taste 2 receptor member 16. Gene Ontology annotation, molecular function: G protein-coupled receptor activity; bitter taste receptor activity. The record is from RefSeq and is a predicted model, not a curated record. The transcript has a single exon. Gene Ontology annotation, cellular component: membrane. Lineage: Eukaryota; Metazoa; Chordata; Mammalia; Rodentia; Heteromyidae. Gene Ontology annotation, biological process: G protein-coupled receptor signaling pathway; detection of chemical stimulus involved in sensory perception of bitter taste; sensory perception of taste.
AUGGUAAUCAUCCAAGUCACUAUCAUCUUCAUCUUCCUCUAUCUGCUUGAGUCCUUGACAAUAAUUGCCCAGAGCAGCUUUGUUAUUGUAGUGACGGGCAGAGAGUGGAUGCAGGCCAAAAGAUUGUCACCUUUGGAAAUGAUUUUCACCAGUCUGAGCAUCUGUCGUUUCUGUCUACAAUUGCUAUCAAUGAUUUACAAUUUUUGUUCCUUUGUGAACCCUAAUGGAAUAUUCUGGAGCAUAGCACUCUGCUGGGAACUCGUCAAUAAUGCUACAAUCUGGUUAAGCAGCUUGCUUGCUGUCUUCUACUGUGUCAAAGUGUCUUCCUUCACGCAUCCCAUCUUUUUCUGGCUGAGGUGGAGAGUUUUGAGAUUGGUUCCUCAGUUGAUACUGGGUACUUUGGUGAUUUCUUUUGUAGCAACCAUCCCUUCAGCUAUUAGGGGUUUCACCUGGCUGGAAAUAACUACCAUGGCACAUUUACACAAAAACAUAAGCUUGAUGGAGAAAAUGAAGAUGGUCAACUCAGUUUAUCGCACAUCUCAGAAGAUGAUUGUGUUGUGUAUUCCCUUCUUCCUGUUCCUGGCCUCCACCAUCUUACUUACAACCUCACUGACCCAGCACUGGAAGCAGAUCCAACAGCCUCUCAGUGGCCGCUGCAGCUCCAGCAGGAAAGCUCGGUCUUCUGCCCUGAGGUCUCUUGCCAUCUUCCUCAUUUUCUUCACCUCUUACAUUCUGAGUAUACUUGUCUCUUAAGUAGGAGUCCUACUUGAUAAGAGAUCUUGGUUCUGGGCCUGGGAAGCUGUCAUCUAUGCCAAUGUUACUAUUAAUUCCACUUUGAUGAUGCUGAAUAACCCUACAAUGAAAAAGGUUCUAAAGAUAAAGUGCUGGAGCCCAGAGGCUGCCUGA